Cryptomeria japonica (Japanese cedar) is the source of this 1748-nucleotide messenger RNA. RefSeq names its product protein NODULATION SIGNALING PATHWAY 2. Lineage: Eukaryota; Viridiplantae; Streptophyta; Pinopsida; Cupressales; Cupressaceae. Gene Ontology annotation, molecular function: sequence-specific DNA binding; DNA-binding transcription factor activity. The record is from RefSeq and is a predicted model, not a curated record. The transcript has a single exon. Gene Ontology annotation, cellular component: nucleus. The coding region runs from base 1 to 1647 and encodes 548 amino acids. Gene Ontology annotation, biological process: regulation of DNA-templated transcription.
AUGCAGCAGUGGGAAGAUGGGUAUGAUCACAAAGAUUUGGGUUGUUGGAAUUCUUCUUUCAUCAAUACAUUAGAUUUUAAGGAGGAUGAUCUCUUAUUGCCCUCUUGGAACAAUCUCUUGUUUGAAGAAGAUGGAUCAAAAGAGACUUUACUGCACAUUAGAGAUGAAGAUUCAGUGCUUCACGAUGAGAUCUUGUUAGAUUUGAGUUUCAAUGAAUCAAUUGAGUUUUCUUCCAUGGAGGAGAAAAUCCAGGAUGGUUCAGAGCUGCCAGAUAAGAAUGAUGAAACAAUGAUGGAUUCUGAAGGGCUCUGUGAAGAUAGCAGAGAUGAUUCUUGUGGAGCUGAAGAAGAUUAUAGUGUAGGAAAUACAUCAGGUUCUGUUGAGUGCCAUUGGCCAGUUUCACCCUUUCUGUGCAAGAGUGAUUCAGUAGAAUACAAAGGACUAGCUCUUGUACAUCUUCUGAUUGUCUGUGCAGAAGCCAUUUCAGAUGGAUCCCAUGAUCUUGUUGAAGUUAUUCUGUCUAGGUUGAAAGAACUGGUUUCUUCAACUGGGGCAACCAUGGAGAGGGUGGCUUAUUAUCUCUCUCAGUCCCUUGAGCAGAGGCAUCAUUGCUCAAUUGCUGGUGAUGAUAUGGAGGAGGAUCUUUUCAAUGCCUUCAAGAGUACCAAAGACCCAAAUUAUCUUGGGGCUCUUACAUUACUAAAUCAAGCAUAUCCUUAUAUUAGGUUUGCUCAUUUCAUAGCCAACCAAAGCAUUUUAGAAGCCAUCCCUGUUCAGCAGGCAAAGACACUUCAUAUUCUUGAUUUUGACAUAAUGGAGGGCAUGCAGUGGCCACCAUUAAUUGAAGCUUUGAAGAGUGAGGCUCACAAGAUUUGCCACCUGAAGCUUACAGCAGUCAAAUGGGAUGAUGAUGAUGAUGAUGAUGAUGAUGAUGAUGGUGAUGGAGAUGGUGAUGGUAAUGGUAAUGGUGGUAAUGGUGGUGAUUUAGGCCAAUUUUCAUUGUCCUGCAAAGACACAGGGAGGAGAUUAUCUGAGUAUGCAUGCUCUUUGGGGAUUCCAUUUUCAUUCCAAGAAACCCAAUUGGAAAAUCUGAAAGACAAUCUAAGUUGCAGUGAUGAUGAAAUGGUGGUUGUCAAUUGUAUGUGGGCAUUGCCACAUAUGUUGGAGCGCAGUUCAAAGAAGUUAUCAAGAUUCGUUGAGGGAACAUGCCACCUGAAUCCAGCUAUCCUGACCUUGGGCACAGGACCUAAUGGAAUUCUAGGUCAUAAAAAGGUCAAUUUGUUAGAGCGUUUUGUUCGAUGUCUGAAGAAUUCAUGUGCACUGUUUGACUCCAUGGAAGCAGGAUUGCCUGAGCAAUAUGGUUCUGCAAGAGCAACAAUGGAACGCUUAUUUAUGGCUCCAAUGAUAUGCAGGCCCAUUCAUUAUUUGUCAGAGGAUGAGGAAUUUAUCAGAGUGAUGGACCUCCCACUGCAAUAUGGCUUUGCUGAAGGUCAUAUAAGCAACAAAAACACCAUGAAUGCAAAGCUUAUGGCUGAGGAAGGAGAACAUUACAGAAUGGAAAUAGAGGGCAAUAACCAGCUACUUCUACAAUGGCAAUCUAUUCCAUUAACAUCCAUCUCUACUUGGAAACCAACAAAUCUUGCAUGAAGAAAUUUGACCUACUUCAAUGUUCUAAGUUUUGUACAUUCAAAAUGCUGAACACCCUCCUAUUCAUUCCUCGUUGAGAUUUUGAGGGGUGAUCACGUGCU